AAAGCUCAACGCCUUUUCUUCCUACUAUUAAUUUAAUAGAACCUAUAUCUGAAAUCCCAGUAAAUGCAGCAGCACAAAAAAGUGCAGCAAAUGAAAUCGAAAUAGCUGAAAAAAACUUUUAG
Molecule: messenger RNA, 122 nt
Organism: Dentiscutata erythropus
Lineage: Eukaryota; Fungi; Glomeromycota; Glomeromycetes; Diversisporales; Gigasporaceae
Source: the annotation of a GenBank genome assembly